UUUGCAUACUUUUUAGUUGACUAUAAAUAUAUUAUAAUUUAAAAAAAAAUAAAAUAGUAUCUACAAAAUUUAAUUAACGUAUAUAAUAUGAUUUGUAUAAACAAUCACAAAAAUAAAAUUUGGUAUUUCUUUUAAUAUUAAAAAAGGAAACUAAAACACUUUUUACUAUUAGCAUAUUUUUAUCUAAUAAUUAUAUAAAUAUUUUAAAAUAGCACAACUGUAGAAUAUAGAUACAUUUUGUGAACAAAAUAUUAUAAAAUAUUAAAUUUACUCUUAGCCUAAUAUUAGUCUGAUUUAUUUUGCUUUAUGUUUGUAGAACCUAAUAUAACCUAGUAAAAUUACCCUCACAAAUCGGAAUUCUCAUGUUUUAGCUUAUUUUAAAUUAAUUUUCACUUUGCCUUUUAAUAAAUCUAUUAUAUAUAAUUACUUAGAACUAUGAUGUAUUUUCAUUAUUGUAAAUACCGAUAUGUGCUCAUUAGAUUUCAAAAUUUUAUCAGUAAUGUUCAUUUAUGAAAUGUUAUAUUGAUCACAGGUCAUUUUUUUUCUAAUAAUUUCUUUAAAAAACAGCAUAUAUCAAAUUAUUAUAAUAUUACAAAAUAUACUUGUACAUAAAUGAAGAACUAAACUAAUACGAUAAAUAAAACUAAUACGAUAAAUAAAAAUAAUUUGAUUUGUCUUAAUUAAAAUAAAAAAAUAAUUAUACUUUAAUUCAAAAUUGCAAGAAUAUAUAUACAUAUAUAACUAAAUAUACUCAUAAAAUUAGUAACUAAAUUAAUCCAGUUUCUUAUAUCCAAAAUCAAAGAUCUAACUAAAAUAUUAAUAUACUAUUUUAUAAUAAUAUUUUAUUUAUUUUUCUAUAUAUAAAUUAUGAGAUGACUCGAAACAUAUUAAUUAGCAAAAAAAUAUAUUAAUUAAUGUUACAAUUUAGUUCUUGUAUAUAUAUAUAUAUAUAUAAUGCAAAAGAGUUCAGAUUAUUAUCUUUAUAAUCAUUUAUUUUAAUUUGAAUAGAACAUCUUAGAUCUUUUCUGUUUUGUUCUUAAAACAAUAUGUAUUGAGUUAUACAUAAUAUUGAUAAAAUAUGUUUACAUAUCUAAUGUAACAAUCAACCUAAAUGCAAAUAACAAAAUUAAUCAAAAAUAUAAUUUAUUUUAAACUUUAAUUUGGAGAAGUAGAUAGAUUUGGACAUUCGGAUCUUUGGGUCUGGUUUGGUUAGUGCAUAUCGGGUCCGGAUCUUUCGAGUCCUAGACAGUUGUUCCUAACUAGUCCGACUAGGUAUUUAAUAAUUUUCAGUUCGGUUUGAUCCCUUUCAUGUUCGGGUUGGUUCGAGUCCAUAAGUAAAAUACAUGUAGUCUAUGUUUUCCCAAUUGACACUCUUCAACUUGCAUCCAUUUAAGCGGAAUCUUGGAGAAAAGCUAAAGAAAAAGAGGAAGAGGACAAGGAUCAUGAGGACCCUCCUACUUCAGAGGUUCAGACAGUGCCCCCUUGGAUAUUUCGAUAUGUACCUGCCAAAUUGAUACUUCAUUGAUUGAUAAUAGCAAUGUAGUGGCUUAGGGUGGGUUCGAAUCUUUCGGAUUACGGGUGUGCAACAGAAGCCUCUCAGAGAUGGAAAGUUUAUUAUGGGCAACUCCAUGCAUGAGAGACAUGAGGAUAACCUCGAUCCGGUUCCAGACAAACUGAUUAGAUCUAUUGGAUAUGACUGCGAACCCGAUGGAUUGGCCAGCAUUCGCAUCGAAAAUUGAAUUGUUCCAUAGACUACAGGAGGACUUCGAGACCGUGAACCUGACUCAUAUUCCUCCAAGUAGGAAUGUUUGGACGGAUUCAAAGCAAGAACCAGAGGUUGUAUUUUCUCCCAUAUAGAUUAAACAUGGACAUGCAGAAAUGUUCUUCGGAAAGUCGGUACGUUUGACCACCACGUGAUCUAGUUUAAACGGGAAAGAAAUAAGAGAAGGCAUGGGGAGCAGCAACAUCCAUAUAGUCUGUUGAUAAAGACAAUUGAUAAGACUGUGACGAACAGAUUAUCUACCAUUAGGCGCCAGGGUGAUCAAAAGAUGGAGGAGGGCCUUAGAAUUUGGUUUGGAACAAGAUGAUAUGUAAAGAGGAGUUUAUACUUUCUUUAUCAUUCUAACUCAUAGUUACAUCAUAUGUAAAACAGUUUUUUGGAUGAAUAAAAUUUAACAUUUAUUCAAAAAAAAGAAUGGCCUCUAGUCAAUCAAAAAUAUUUAAAUCAACAUAAAAAGGAGAACUAAAAAAAACAAAACUCGAACAAGUUAAUGACUCACACAAACUCAACAACAACUACAUUGAUCAAAAGUACAAAAGCUCAAUCAAGUAAUUCUUAAGAAUAAGGAUGACCUCUUCUCGGAUCCUACCUACUUUUGAAGCUAAGCAGGAAAUCUUCAAUAUAUCACAUCAAAGAUAUAUACAAGUUUCCAUCAAUUUUUGUUUGUCAUAAAAUGCAUCAUCUUUUGAUAUAAGACUUUUCUCUCUAGAAAAAGUACUUCUUUGUAUAAAAAGUAUGGUGAAAAUGAAACUCUACUUCUCUUCAGAUUUAGACUCAACAUUUGGAGUCCAUAAUAACUGGACAUGAUGUAGGAAGCAAUGAGAUCUAUUGAUGAUGGUUUAUGUAUAUUUCUUGGCCCCGUAUCAUUUCAUGGUCUAAAAAGGACAAUCCACACAGUCUCACAUGUUCAUCUCUUUAUGCUUCAAACUGGGGGUGAAUUAUCCACCCACUUUAAAUGUGAAAUUUUAUAAUAACACUAUAACCAAAAGCCUCCACUUUAUCAAGAAAUUCUAAUUCAUCAUCAGAAAUGCAAAGUGGGUUAACCAAAAAAAUAAAAGCCCAAUAAACAUUAAUAAUGGUUAUAUUGACCAAAAGUACAAUUUUAUCCAUACAAAACUAGUACAACGAGUACGACAAAAACACCUCAUCAAACACAUAUUUCAAAAUAUUUAUGUUUACUCUUGAAUUAUAAACUUUGAAUUGGAAUUGACACAUGUCAUCUUUCUAUAUUGUUUUGUAAAUAAAUCGAUAUACUCGAAUCUAACUAUAUAAAUAAGAAUGUAAAAUUAGAUUAUUUUCUUUAAAAUCUACAACGGUUACAUUGACCAAAAGUAUAACAUCUUAUCCACACAAAACUAGUAUAACGAGUACGAGUAAAACACGUCAUCAAACGAAGAUUGCAAACAGAUAUGGUUUACUCUCGGAUCAUGAAUCUUGAGUUGGCAUUGACAUAUAUCCUCUUUGUACUUAUAUAUAUAUAUAUAUAUAUAUAACAAUUUACUCGAAUCUAACUAAAUAAAUACAAAGAAAUCUUAAAUAAUUUUCUUCAAAUCUUUUCAUCCUUUUUAAGUUUUUUAUGGUAUCAGAGCCAUGAAUGAUUUUUCCAAUUUUUUCUCUGCUUAGAUACCGAUGGUUCGUCUUAAAUAUGUUAUAUGUCCAGAGACGACCAACUGAAAAAAAAAUCUGCAAUUGACAACAUGAAAUCUUAAUAAUUGGAGUCUUUUACUUGUUUAGAUUUGAUUUGUGCAAGCCAAUUUUUGGGUAAAAAUAUCUUCAAAUAGCAGUGCAUUAAUCUGAAGGAUUUUACUAGCAACAGCCAUUGAAAAAGUAAAUUUUUUUCCAAAGAGAAGUGUCAUGGCUGAAGAGAUGAAUAUCGGUCAGCUGGAUGAAAAUUUGAUUCUGAAAAUCCUUUCUUUAGUUCCAAUAAAAACUGUCGUGUCAACGAGUGUCUUGUCUAAAGAAUGGCAGUCUCGUUGGAAGUCGGUGCCAAAACUGAAGUUUAAUUCUGAGGACUACCAGAGUGAACACCAAACAUUUUCAGAGACUGUGUACAAGUAUCUCCUUUCAUAUGAAGCUGAGGUUCUAGAUAGUUUUCAUCUCAGCUUUGGAUCAGAUAAAGCUGAUGCAGUAGAUGUUGUACAUUGGAUUAAAACAGCGUUUGCUCUACAUUUGCGUACAUUGGUACUCGAAUUUCUCAUCUAUCCAUACGAGGUCGACGAGUUCAUAUUUACGAGUAGCUUGUGUACUUGUGAUACACUAGUGACUUUGAAACUCGGAAGUCUGAUUCUUGUAGAUAUCCCUGCACCGGGUUCGAUGAAGUCUCUUAAAACGCUGCAUCUUAUUCAUGCGUUCUACACAAACGAUGAUUCUAUCUGUAACCUUUUAUCUGGCUGUCCUAGACUUGAAGAACUCGUUGUGGAACGAUCUUGUGAAUACAGUGUGAAAUUUUUCACUAUCAAAGUCCCUUCUUUGCAGAUAUUAAAAAUUUAUGAUGACAAUGAUGAGGACGAGUUCGUUGGAUAUGUGAUAGAUACUCCUUCUUUGAAAUACUUAGAGAUUGGAUACUUAGGAUGUCCACAGUUUUCUCUGAAUGCACCGGGCCUGGUGGCGGCAUAUAUUGGUAGCGUUUCUAAUGUAAUCAGUGAAUCUCUCGUUUCAGUCAGACGUCUUGUCUUGAAUGUAUCAACUUCGAUGACUAUAUAUCCUCCUACUGGAUGUAUCUUCUAUCAACUGGUGUAUCUACAGAUAUAUACGCAUGAACCAGGCUGGUAUGAUCUACUUACGUGGAUGCUCGAACAUUCACCGAAACUACAAGUUCUGAAGCUCGUUGGUAAAUAUUGGAUUAAUCCUGACUAUCAUGUUCUCGGCUGGGAAUGGAAUAAGCCAAAGUCUGUCCCUGAAUGUUUGUUGUCACAUCUAGAGACAUUUGUGUGGAGAAGAUACGAUUGGAAAGGAGAAAAGGAAGAAGAAGUGGCUACAUAUCUUCUAAAGAAUGCAAGAGGGUUGAAGAAUGCGACUUUCUCUACAGGUCCCAUUGAACCGGGCCAGCUUGACAAGUUGAAACAGAGAUGUAGGACGCGCAAAAAAUUGGAUGGUGUGCUGAAGGCUUCUAAUACAUGCCACCUUGUGUUCAAGUUUGAAUGAUUUUUAUUAUGUAUUGGACUCUGCUAUACUUACAAUAUAGAGAGUGAACAAAAUAUGGUGAUUCUAGACUUUUUAAAACAGCUUUCUCAAUUUUAUUCCUUUUGCUUUUGAUUUUGCUAUGAUGAUGCAUUCUUAUAUACAGUAUAACCUCUUUAAACUAAUGCUCUAUAAAUUAAUAUACACUAAAAAUCUCUAUAAAAUAAUAUAAUUUUAUAGUUCUAAAUUGAGCUUUUGGUUCAAUUAGUAUAUCGAUAAAAUAAUAUCUCUUUAAAUUAAUAAAAAAUUAUAGUUUUGGUGUAGUCCAAACAUUAUUAAUUUAUAGAGGUUUCACCUUUUUUUUUGAAUUGAAUGUUAAAUUUAAUUCAAAGAAAAAAAGACUGUUUUACAUCAUGUGUGACCAAAGCUAAAGAUUAUAAACCUCUCCUCCUUUUUUAAUCUAUGAACUCAAAGAAUUUCAAGUCUAUCUAGAGCCAAACCAAAAUGUCAUUCCUUCAGCCAACUCCUUAUCUCCUCUUCUUUGCAAAGUGGUGAAUCUGUUUCUCAUGUUCUUGUCCGGUCUCUUAGUCAAGACCACACUUGGAGACGGGAGUUCAUUGUGUUUCCUUCGGUUCCUUUCCAUCCAAAUAGCAUGAACUGUCGACUGCAGUAUGUAUCUUGAUACAAAGAUUUUAACCUUACUCCAGUUUGAGAAGACUAGUUAUCGUUUCCCACUCCAUAGUGAAUUGACUCUCCAUCACCCCUUUCAUUAAGGCUUCCCAUAUAUGCGCUGAGUAAAGGGCACUUGAAAAACAAAUGAUCUGCAGUCUCCAAUGGUUCUUGGCACAGAACACAUGAUGCAUCAACAUUAAUGUUCCAAUCUCCCGUCGAUAGUCUACCCCGCAUCGCCAUCCAAGUCACAAAGGAGUACUUCGGGGUAGCAUGUUUGAACCACACAACCGAAGACCAAGAACAUAAUAGGUGCUUCUCUCUGAUACAACUCCACGUCUCACUUGUCAAGAACCUUUUCUUGUAUUUUCCUUUUUCAUUCUUCCAUAACGAUAUGUCUUCUUCUUGUGACCAAUUCUCUUUAAUUGAAACUCUAUGACGCCUCCUCCUAUGACUCCUACUAGCCUCCACAAUCGCAUUCACCAGUAUGCCCAUAUCAAUAUGACCUCUACCUCGCAACACAUCUUCCAAGCAUCCUAAUGGAGACCAAGCUAAAUUACAAAAUAACAACUUAUGGGUCAGAAACAUUUGGGCUUAUAAUUUUGUCACAAAAACCCAAAUAAAAUCUUUUUAAAAGGCUCAAAAUAUAAUUAAGUAUUCUAUAUGGGUUUCUAUUCAAUCGUAAUAAAAAUUGUGGAAAAUUUUAAAAUUAAAAGAUCAACCUAGGAAACAUGUUAUUUUUGUGGCUCUUACCCUCUUUCAUGCAACUUGAAUUUUUUUUAAAAAGAAAAAUUAAUUUUCUUUUUUAUUUUAGAAAAUUAUGAAAUAAAACCCAACAAAAUAUAUUUAUUUUAUACACCAAAGAUAAAACGAAUUUAAACAAACAAUUUUAAGAGUUAAUGUGUAUUACAUAAAGUCCACUAUAUUUCCCUUUUAUAAAAUAUAUACUUUUAAGUUCUAUAUAAUACACUUUAUAUUAUACAAAUGCAAAAUACAGUUUCAUAAUUUUAAUAAUUCAUUUUUAUAUAUCAUUUUUAUAUUUAUCUCACCCCGCCCCGCGCAGGGCGUGGGUCUAAUCCUAGUAUAAACUAUAUCAAUUGAAUUUCCAACUUACUUUAUUGUCAUAAACCAUAUUAUAAAGUGUGUACCGAGUAGAAAAUAAAAUAAUGUUCGGGAGAUGAUGCUGUUCAGGAGUGUGCUGCCUAUGCAUUUGUUUUAGAAAGUAUUGGAGCACAAAUUAAGUGAUUUAUGUUGCAGAGAUGGUCAAAAUCUGUUGAACAAAAAAAACAAAAAGAUGGUCAAAAUCUAAUCUUUAACAUUUUCCCCAAAGCUUAGUGGAAAGCCUUUAAGUUCUCUCUGCACGUGACCCUUCUGGUUAUUAUUCUCAUAUAAGCAUAAUCUUCAUUCUUUUUUAGAAUCCAAUUGAGGAAAUGAAACGAAGUAUGAUGAAUGUUAUCAUAUUCAACAAUGCAAAAAAUCAGCUAAUCAGAACCAAAUAGCGGUUUAGGUGAAAAUAUGGAAAAUCAUAGCAAUGAUUUAUUGAACAAAAGAUGGAGACUUCUGAGUGAAAAAACAACAAUGGAAAAUUCCAUUUCUUUCUUUUAGUAAGCAGAGAUUUAAAAAGGAGAACUCUCAUUCUUCAACUGGCCUUUGACCCAACACAGAUAUGUCUUCAUACCGUUUCUGCACCAUGACAAACAAUAAAAUAAGAUUAUGUACAUAGACAUUAUACAGAAACAUGAUUACGAAGUUAUGUGAUUUAACUACCUAGCAGCAGAUAUAUAACCUUGUUUUACAAAAAAAAAAAAAAGAAGGUGAACCAGAGAUUUAUUACUCUAAAAUAAGCAUUCACCUAGUAACCAGUAAAACUAAAAAGAAACA
Brassica rapa (field mustard) is the source of this 7450-nucleotide messenger RNA. RefSeq names its product F-box/FBD/LRR-repeat protein At3g52680-like. The record is from RefSeq and is a predicted model, not a curated record. NCBI's taxonomy places the organism in Eukaryota, Viridiplantae, Streptophyta, Magnoliopsida, Brassicales, Brassicaceae. Gene Ontology annotation, molecular function: protein binding.